Thamnophis sirtalis is the source of this 829-nucleotide messenger RNA. NCBI's taxonomy places the organism in Eukaryota, Metazoa, Chordata, Lepidosauria, Squamata, Natricidae. The record is from RefSeq and is a predicted model, not a curated record.
AAGCGCACGAUGGAUCGGCGUCGAAGUCCUUGAAAAAUCUAGCCUGUGAAUUGGGCUUUCUGAGACGGUGGGGAUGCUUGCGGCAGUUCGAGGGCUAGCCCGGGUCGGGCUAAGAGCUGCUGGGCGCCCUGCAGUCCUAUUGCAGACCCGGUUUCAAGGAAAAUCUUCUGCUGAAACUAAGCAUAACAUGUUUCAGUGAGCUGGAAAUUUUAAUUCAUCCAGAUGGAAUCCUUCCUGUGAUAGCUUUUCUGAAAGAGCACACAAAUGCCCAGUUCAGAAACAUAGUUGACCUGACAGCAGUCGAUAUUCCAAGUCGGCAAUACCGUUUCGAAAUUGUCUACAAUUUCUUAUCUCUACACUAUAAUUCCCGAAUUCGUGUGAAAACAUAUACUGAUGAAUUGACACCGAUUGACUCUAUAACACCAUUGUUUGAAGGGGCAAAUUGGUAUGAAAGAGAGGUAUGGGAUAUGUUUGGAGUAUUCUUUGCCAACCAUCCAGAUCUGAGGCGAAUCCUUACAGAUUACGGUUUUGAAGGCCAUCCUUUCAGGAAAGAUUUUCCCCUUUCUGGAUAUGUGGAGGUCAGGUAUGAUGAUGAGGUGAAGCGAGUGGUCGCAGAGCCACUGGAAUUGUCUCAGGAGUUCCGCAAAUUUGACCUGAACAGUCCUUGGGAGGCUUUCCCUGCCUAUCGCCAGGCUCCCCAAACCUUGAAGAUAGAACCAGGAGAGAAGAAAGGAGAUGGGAAACAACAGUGAGAAGGGGGGGACGGGUACAUUUGCCACCCCUCUGCCGAAUUACGUAUUUAUAUAUAAUAAAAAGAAUUAAAACUCAG